GCGGGUUCAGGCCCGCGAGGGGUGACGAGCCCUCCCCUCCUGGGCCCCAGCUCCGUGCAGCCCGCCUGCCUGCCGCGCCUGGGGGGCGCGCGCGCGCGCGGCGGGGGUGCCGCUCCCGGAGCCAUGAGCGCCAGCGCCGAGGCGCCGGCGGAGGCGCACGGCGAGGACAGCCUGCUGUCCCUGGCGCGCGAGUUCGAGCAGCACUUGGGCCGGCUGUCCAGGGGCUCCGCGGGGGAGCAGGGCCGCGGUGACGGACUGCGGGCGCGCAACGAGCAGCUGCGCGAGCGCGCCGGGCUGGCGCCGGCGUCUCCCGCCAAGGACGUGGAGGCUGGUGCCGGCGUCGCGCCGAGCUCUCCGCCGACCCGUGCCGAGGGGGCGGCUGCUGCGCCGCGCCGCCCCGCCGUCGAGGCGGCCGCCCCGACCCCGAGCCGGCCGGGCGGCGCGCUGCGCGAGCCCCUGCUGGGGCACGGCGCGCGGCAGGCGUCCCCGUCCGCCGCCUCCGGCGCGGACAGCACUGCCUCGGCGGGCAACAGGCUGCCGAGCGUCACCAGGCUGCCGAGCCAGGUGCUCCACGGCAAGGUGUCGCGCAGCCGCCUGCAGG
Messenger RNA from Prorocentrum cordatum, 601 nucleotides. NCBI's taxonomy places the organism in Eukaryota, Dinophyceae, Prorocentrales, Prorocentraceae. The record is from the annotation of a GenBank genome assembly.